UGUUUAUUUUACACAAUGUUUUCACCAAACAGCAAACAUCAAACAAGGCUCUGGGAUGAGUACAGGCCUGUCCUGUUGACCUACACAGUCAUGAUGGGUAAGAUCAUCUUCUACGAGGGCAGGAAUUUUGAGGGACGCCACUAUGAGUGCAGUGGUGACUGCGCUGACAUGCACUCCCACUUCUCCCGGUGUAACUCCAUCCGGGUGGACAGUGGGUGCUGGGUGGCCUAUGAGAAGUCUAACUAUUCUGGGUACCAGUAUAUGCUGACAAGGGGGAAGUACCCCGACCACCACCGCUGGUCCGGCUUCAACGACUGCAUCCGCUCCUGUCGCAUCAUCCCUGCUUAUACUGGAAACUACAGGAUGAAGAUCUUUGAGAGAUCAGACUUUGGGGGCAAGAUGAUGGAGCUGAGCGAUGACUGUCCCAGCCUGCAGGACCGCUUCCACCUCAGAGACAUCUCAUCCUGCAAUGUCAUGGAGGGCUACUGGAUCCUUCAUGAGCACCCCAACUACAGGGGUCGCCAGUACGUCCUACGCCCUGGCGAGUACAACAAGCACAGCGACUGGGGCAGCAUGACCUCCACCAGUGGCUCAGUGCGUCGUGUCAUAGAGCUGAAGCAAACCAACCAAUAAAGCAGAGUCUCUAGAUCUCUCUCCAGCCAGGCUAGAUCUCUCUAAAAGCCUGUAGAAUUCUGUACAGGGGUUGACGAAAUGAGUCAAUCUCAACAUACCGUUGGUGUCAGGGAAUAAGGAGAUUGUCCUUUGAUAAUUAGUAUCACUGGAUGAUAAUAUGACUGGGCUGAAGUAAGAAAGCAGUGUCUUGGAAUCCUGGUGUAGAUGUACAAAGAGCAUUUAGAAGGUUUUAUGCCGACAGAAGUGCAUUUAUACACACCCUCCGCUCACAUUGAAUAAUAAACCAGUGGAUGGUAGGAUGGAACAGUAUAUUUAAUUGUGUCCCUAAUGUAGCGGCAAAGACAGUUGCAACUUCUUCCAACUGAGAAGCCUGCUUAAAUUGUUGUGGUGUUUUAACAAUAUUCUGACCUCCUAAAUUCAAACACAUGAAUUUGUGUCUGAGGCAAAAUCACUUUGUUAACUUGUCAAUGUUACACUUGUCAUGGAAUUGCCACCAGGGACUCAAAAGUCAAACUUGAAUGAAUCAUUUUUUAUUAUAAUCAUUCUUUAGAAUGCUGGGGAGGUCACAGUCAAACUUAGAUGCAUAAAGUACCGGUCUGAAAUGAGCUCUUUCAGGGCAGUCCUUUAAGUUCUCUUAUAUACUGCUUACACAGACACGCUACUGUUUAUAGGCAUUGUUCAUAGGCUUGGUUCCUGCAUGUGUCUGGUACCGUGUCCUAUCUUAACUUUUAGAACAUUCUGACAAAAGGUCUGAGGAGGGGGUCAUGACCGUCUCCCACUCAUAUCUCUACCAAGCACCCACAGGAACCAAUGAUUGUAUGAGACAAGAUGUACUCAAGGUUGUCUCCAGACUAUGCAUUUAUCCUCCACAUUCCCUACUUGUAUCACUUCUAUGAUAAUAAUCGUUACAAAUUUAAUGAGAUAAACACUUUCAAACCCUUCAUUCUGGGUUAUACAAUUUAAUUAUUAUGGUAAUAGUAUUAUCAUAAUAAAGGUUAUGCUUCUAUUUAACGGCAGUGAAUUUAUCAAAUAUACACACACAUACACAGCAUGGUAAAAUUAGGCAAACUAAGCAAAUAACACACGCUGCAGCCUAUUUGGCAAUAUGGGAUCCCCAACUUCCAAAUAGGGAUUCCAACCAAGUUUUAAGCGUUCACUUUGUUUGUGGGGAAUUAUUCUUAGCAACAGUGACAAUGUAUUCGGCGAGAUCAGGCAUAUUUGAAGAAUUGAUCUGGGACAAAAGUACAACAUUUCAUCGCCAACGAUUGCACGAGUGCCCCCACCUGCCAAAAAUAUAGUCAAGUACACAUGGAUUUUGUGUUAUACAUACGUGGUAGUAGAGUAAAGGCCUGAGGGCACACAAUUCAUAUGUUGUGAAAUCUGU
Molecule: messenger RNA, 2017 nt
Organism: Oncorhynchus gorbuscha (pink salmon)
Lineage: Eukaryota; Metazoa; Chordata; Actinopteri; Salmoniformes; Salmonidae
Product: gamma-crystallin S-1-like
Exons: 4
Coding region: 16-633 (205 amino acids)
Biological process (GO): visual perception; lens development in camera-type eye
Molecular function (GO): structural constituent of eye lens
Source: RefSeq, a predicted model, not a curated record